AUGAAUGCAUCUCGCUUUGUUAACAAAAAUAUCAUUGAUGCCCUUGAUAACUUUCAGAAUUAUGAACUCCAUUAGAAGAAACUAAAGUAGAUGAAAAAGGAGUUAGAAAUGAAGAAAUAGGGUAAAUUGAAAGUGAUUGACGAAGAUGACGAAAAUCUGAAGAUGCGAGUAAUUGCUAAUAAACUCAAGAAUCACGAGUUUAACGACAGUGAGAAGAUUCUAGAGAUUUAGAAAUCAAAUCAAAAAUUGAUGCAAAAGCUCUACGAUAUCUCCUAAGGCAAAUAAAGUACUUUAAGGAAUAUUUUGGGACCUGAUUACUCUAACAUACAGGUAGCAAUUCAAGCUUAGCAACAGUAGAUGCAAUAAAUGUAACAGUUAGCAAUCACUGAUGGAGGUAACAACUCUGAGUAAAUAAAAGCCAUAAUGCCUUCUGAUUCUUAGUUUCUGCAUGAAACAAAGCAGGGAUCAUAAUUCUUGUCUCAAAUGUCUGCUAACAACAAUAGUCAAUUGAAAUCUUUGCAUAUGCCUUUUAGAAAAAGAGAAGCUACAAGAAUUGAUGAAGAAAAUUAAAGAAUGAUUGAUAGAAUAAUGCAUGCAAAUCCUUCACUUCCUAAUAAAAAGCUAGAAAAGGAUUAUCAAAAUCACCUCCAGCUUAAAAAAAUUAUAUAGAAAGCUAAUCCUAUACCAGUUGAGAAGCUAAUUCAAAGAAAGAAUAAGCUGUAUGAAAAUCUUGAAAGUCAGUUACUCCCACCUAUCGAAGUUUAAAGCUCAGAGAAAAAGGAAAGAGAAAAUAAGAUUAGAUCAAAUUCCGAAAGAAAGACCUCCAGAAAUCAUGAUUAGGAUAAGUACCACACAGAAGUAAAUCCAAUAAAGGAACGAGGCUUAGAAAAUAUACAAGGUUAUGAUGGUACAUAAGGGCAUAAGAGUGUUUUGAAACCAAACGUCAAAGAGUAAUAGCCCUAGCCUCUGAAAAACGUUAAAAGCCACUCAGUGCUGCCAUAACCAAAAUAAAAUAAAAUUAUUUCAACUAAAGCAGGCAAUUCCUUGUCAGAGCAUAAGGGAUCAGUUUAAUUAAACCAGCCACCUAAGACUUUACUCAAUAAAGAUAUAGCAUAGAGCGUAUCUAAGGAGUAAGGAUAGGAGAAAGCUAAGUUUUAAGCUACUGAUCAAACAGUUAAAGACUAGAAAUAUGCUACUCAAAAAAUAACAGAGACCAAGCCUAUUAAACUUAAUGCAACGACUAAUUAGCAAAGUCUUGCUUCAACUCUUGGAAACAUUUAAAGUAAGCCAAAGGAUAAGGAGAGGGAUGAAGAGCAAUAUUCUGAGUAUGAAAAUGAUAUUUAGGAGGACAUGGAAAAUUCUAUAAUAGAAGAUUCAAUAAUUGACGAUGAAGUGGGUGGGAGAAAUACAAACUUAAGUUUAAAGGGUAAACAGGCAUAAUCUAAAAAUGGAACUAAGGGCCCAUAAGGAUUUGCAGUUGGAAAGGACAAUUUUCAAAACAAGGAGUUUAAGUUUGACAACUUCAAAAGCCCAACUCAAAAUUCUUAAAAAACUGUUGAUUUACCUAAUUAGAGUAAUAAAAAGAGUGGGGUUCUUGAUUAAAAGAAACAGUAGAAUGAAGAUGAUUCUGAUAUAGUUGAUGAAUUCAACACAAGUUUCAAAUCUCCAUCUAAAAAUGCAACCAUCAAGAGUAACAAUCCGAUCCUAGGUUCAUAACUUAGUAUGAGUAAAACAAAUCAGCAACAAUAAUAACAAACUAAUAGCUUGAAAUAGCCUGCAGCGAGUACUCAGUAAGUGAAGACAAACGUUACUGAAAAACCUAAUAUAGCCUUGAAGCAAUCAUUUCAAUCUAAUAAUUAAAACUAGAAGAGUCUUCAAAGUAGUAAUGAUAGUACCAAAGCGAAUUAGCAACUUAAGUAAUAAUAGCCUGAAACUGUCAAGUACAAUCCCCCUGCUUAAAAUACAUAGAUUAAAGUCUAGGCAAAUACAACAUAGAAAUCUAAAUUAAAAGAAGAAUCAGUAAUUGAAGAUGAAGCAGUCUACGAGGAGGAUGAUUUCGAGGAAAACUAUGAUGAUGAUUUUGAUAAUUGA
Stylonychia lemnae is the source of this 2091-nucleotide messenger RNA. The record is from the annotation of a GenBank genome assembly. Lineage: Eukaryota; Ciliophora; Spirotrichea; Sporadotrichida; Oxytrichidae.